This is a messenger RNA of Strongylocentrotus purpuratus (purple sea urchin), 576 nucleotides long. RefSeq lists its product as uncharacterized. The coding region runs from base 1 to 576 and encodes 191 amino acids. NCBI's taxonomy places the organism in Eukaryota, Metazoa, Echinodermata, Echinoidea, Camarodonta, Strongylocentrotidae. The transcript has 7 exons. The record is from RefSeq and is a predicted model, not a curated record.
AUGGAUUUAAAGUGGAAGACACUUAUGAUCAUCUUUAUCAUCCACGGCUUACUAGAAAUCCAAGCUGGAUCUGCUCCUCCAAGAGAAGAGAGCUGCGCCACUCCGAGGUGUAAACCAGUGCCCGAGUCACCAACAAUCACGAUCGAGUGUGACCCAGGAUCAACGAUCAGAAUCACCAAAGGAGUAUGUAUUGUGGUUCCUUCUUGUGAUGAUUAUGACCCCUCUCUGGAGAGCCUGUGUGAUAACAGUGACAAGACGGCACAGUGGGCUCCGUACUGCGAGACUGUCAAUCCAUGUUCCCUCACUGUCUCAUGCGUGGCGGGUUCAAUGUGCCCAGGGGAGUACACCUACGGCUACGCUGAUUAUGAAUGUGUUACAGAUGAAACAACCGCGCCGACAACGUUAACAAGUGGCACUCCUGAAACGCCUACAGAAUAUCGGACUCCUACGCCAGGUGUCAGAGGUGAAACAACCGUGCCGACAAGGUCAACAAGUGGCACUCCUGAAACGCCUACAGAAUAUCGGACUCCUACGCCAGGUAAAUAUUCACAAAAUUAUGUAGAGGUGUCAUGGUAA